This is a messenger RNA of Gadus morhua (Atlantic cod), 3218 nucleotides long. Its product is annotated as alpha-N-acetylgalactosaminide alpha-2,6-sialyltransferase 2. The record is from RefSeq and is a predicted model, not a curated record. Lineage: Eukaryota; Metazoa; Chordata; Actinopteri; Gadiformes; Gadidae. The coding region runs from base 887 to 2377 and encodes 496 amino acids. Gene Ontology annotation, molecular function: sialyltransferase activity. The transcript has 10 exons.
CGAACAGACGAUCCCUUAGCUCCCUGAAAUCUGUGAACACAUCUUGAACACGAGAGCCACAAAAGGAAAUAAAAUAAACAUUAUCGUCUAUUCACAUUCUACGAAUAGGCGAUUGAGUGUUGGGUUUUUAAACUGGACAAGGUUACAAAAUUGGGCAGGAAAAUGAGGUGAAAAGUAUUACAAAAAUAACUGAUGUAAAUACAAUUAAUUGGGCUUUGAGGAUACUGGAUCAUCCCUUCUUCCCUGAGCACUCCCUUCUCCCCUCGGGUCUGCGUUAAGGACUCAUUAAGAAACAAACGGAGCACUGACGUAUUUUGUGCCAAGGAGAUACGGAAGGUGUGUGUGCGUGUGUGCGCGUGUGUGUGUGUGUUCGGUGUGUACUUGCGCUCAAAAGUUGUUUGACUUGUAUGUCACAACUCUUGUUGUAAAAAUACAACAAGGGUGUGGGGCUGAGGGGGGCGGCCUAUUGAGGGCAGCUGGUUCUCAUUUCACCAGCGGGUCGACGCCCAUGCUGUGCCCGGCUGUGUGUGUGUGAGUGUGUGAGUGUGUGUAGUGACGACAGUUGACCGGGUUAAGCAACGCGCAAGGGCUUCCAACUUGGGAAGGAAAGGCUCCGCGAUAAUGGGGGAAGAGUAACUGAACUGGAGCUUUAACGGGAGAGGAGCACAGAGUCUGCGGUGGUCCAAUUAAAUCCCCCUUUGAGAGCCCCCUAAUUGGACGAGGCCCCGCCCACGUUUUCUCCAUACCCCUGUGGCUCCGCCCCUCUGGGAUCACCCAACGGGGCCCCCCCUGUCCUCUCCUCCUCCUCCUCUCGCUGAGACCGCCCUGUGGACCGCUAGCCCCGCCGGCGGCCUGUGAGCGGCGUGCGGCCGGGCGACGGCGUGCCAUGGCGCCCGGGCUGCGCAUCGUGUUCGGCCUCCUGGCGGCCGGCAGCCUGCCCCUCUUCUACCUGAUGAGUGUGAGCCUGGAGGUGUGGACCCCCUGGCACAUGGACCACCUGGGGCGGGCCUGGUACGCAGCCAGCCCCUCCCCCCCAAGCAGCAUUCCAGGAGAUCGCCUGGGGCCCCUUCGGCUCAACAACAGUCUCUUUGGCCAGGACCCCGGGGCCUCCAGUGUUGACCCGAGCACUGUGGCCCCAGACCCGUCCAGUCCGGGGCCAGCGCCGUCCACCACUGCUGCCGCCGGCCAGCCGCCGGCCAGGGGACCAAGGGUAACCACGUCUAGACCAGCCCCCAUUGAGCCCACUCCCAGGGUGCUGACCAGGGGACCGAGGGUAACCACGUCUAGACCAGCCCCAAUGGGGCCCACUCCCAGGGUGCUGACCUUCGAGGAGGCCUACAUUGGAGAUACGUACAGCAGAGAAGACAUCCCACCACAGACAACCUGCCCAGAUUCCAUCGCCAGGAAGUGGUCGUCAUCCGGCUUUAAUGGCAGUUUCCUGGGGACCGUUCCGGUUCUCCAGUGGGCCAAGGACGUCACGCUGCACCAGCACCAGCGCCUGAAGCAGUUUCACGGAGCCUACGGAUGGUUCUCGAUGGAUUAUGACUCGCUGAAGGCCACGCUCUCCGUCCUCAACCUCACGGCCAACCACCAGAUGUUUGACGACUGGGAGCACCGACAGAACGGCUCGCAGUGCAUCCGCUGCGCCGUGGUCGGCAACGGAGGGAUCUUGAAGGACUCCGGCAAGGGACCCGAGAUCGACGGCCACAACUACGUGUUCAGAACGAACGGGGCUAUCCUUGAUGGUUUCCAGAAGGAUGUGGGCACCCGCACCACCCACUACACCUUCUCCACCAACACUAUGAGGAAUUCCAUGGGGAGCUACCGUAGCGCGGGCUUCAGGGGGCCACCGGUGUCCAACGAGACGCGUUAUGUCUUCCUUCCUACCAGUUACCGGGACUACCUGAUGGUGAAAGCUGUCGCCACACACACACCGGUGGAGCGAGGCCAAGAUAAAUCCAAAACUCCACCAAAGUACUUCGGAGAGGACGCAACGGCGGAGAAGCUGAAGAUGCUUCACCCAGACUUUGUCCGCUACCUCAGGAACAGGUUCUUUACAGCCCAAACACUGAAGAAGAGAUACAGGGAGAUCUUCCGUCCGUCUACGGGAUCUGUGAUGCUUCUGGCUGCUCUGCACACCUGUGACCAGGUCAGCGCCUAUGGCUUCAUGACGCCCGACUAUAGCAAGUACUCGGACCACUACUUUGACAAAACCUACCACAGGGUUAUAUUCUACGCCAACCACGAGUUCCGCUUGGAGCUGGCGCUGUGGCAGCAGCUGCACAAGGCUGGCCUCAUGCGGCUGUUCAUGAGACCGUCGACCACGGGGAGCCCUCGACCAGCUACACACGGCCCCCAGAGUAACGGGACGGGGUAAUCUGGGGGCCGGAGAACCUGGCGUUUUUAGGACCGAUUGGGCAAAGACCACUGAGGUUUUUUUUUUUCCUCAAAGCUUUUUUUUUAAGAUUUUUAUUUGGUGAAGGGCUUUCCGUGUACGCAGUGGCGGUUUUGGGCACGGGCGAACCAGGCAGCCGCCCGGAGCGCCAUAUUUGUGGGGGGCGCCAAAUCACAUGGGGGGGGGGGGGGGCGCCACAAGCAAGCAAAAAAAAAAUAGAUUUUCAAUAUAGUACGUAACAUUGUGUGGAGAAUUAGUAUUGUGGCGCCCCCUCUGGCUGCAGGCGUACACCUGCUCGUUGAUACGGGUCCGUGCACAGACGGAAUGAAUCAGGGAACAUCUUUUUUAUACUGUUGAAGGACUUUCUGGGGAUGAAUCAAUGGGUGAUUUAAGGGCUUAAAACUUAGACUUGCAUUUUGCAAUUUCUGACUGUGAUUUUGAUUUCUGAAAUUUGUUACCAGGUAAAAGGCUGACCUCCAACCUGCUGGGGUUAACAAAAGUUUCAAGUAUUGUCUCGUCAUCCUUUUUGUGUUUGGUUGGAAGAACAAGAAUAGCUUUGAGGACGCUAAAAACAGACUCCAUGGGGAGUUACCCCUGGCUGAGGGGUGUGUGACAAAGAUCUGGUGCUGAUGCUAAGGACAGGAUGUGGAAAGUCUGGCAUAUCUCUAAUGCUACUUGUAGCAUCCCCAGCUGGAUAAUGAUCUGUCUCUUUACCUGAUGGCUCACAGUUUUGAGCGAACAGACGAUCCCUUAGCUCCCUGAAAUCUGUGAACACAACAAGAGCUACAAAAGGAAAGAAAAUAAAAGUAUUACCGUCUGUUCA